Laccaria bicolor S238N-H82 is the source of this 225-nucleotide messenger RNA. RefSeq lists its product as uncharacterized. NCBI's taxonomy places the organism in Eukaryota, Fungi, Basidiomycota, Agaricomycetes, Agaricales, Hydnangiaceae. The record is from RefSeq and is a predicted model, not a curated record. The coding region runs from base 1 to 225 and encodes 74 amino acids. The transcript has a single exon.
AUGUUGAUUUCAAAACACCUUGCUGAAGGUCAAGUAAAACUACAAAGCCAGAUACAUCAAGGACUGGGGUAUCCUGUAUACUAUCUAGUGUUUGAAAGUCCGGUUCGGUCCGGUUUUUUGAUGCCCAGGGGCGUUAACCGUAACCGGUCUGCCUUUUCCCCAGAAGUCAAAAGACCAGACCGGACCGCAAAAAGACCGCAGACCGCGGUUUUUUGCGGUCUAUAG